This is a messenger RNA of Talaromyces amestolkiae, 3012 nucleotides long. RefSeq lists its product as uncharacterized. The transcript is spliced from 8 exons. Lineage: Eukaryota; Fungi; Ascomycota; Eurotiomycetes; Eurotiales; Trichocomaceae. The record is from RefSeq and is a predicted model, not a curated record. Bases 1 to 3012 code for a protein of 1003 amino acids.
AUGGGCCCUGUAUCUUCUUCACGACCGUGGCAAGAAAUUGCAGCCGCGAAGCAAGCUGAGCAAUUGUCCCGAAUCCCCUCUGAGUGGAGGCUUUCGGAUGAAACCCUCAAAGAUGCCGCAAAUACUGUCGAUCUAAGACCGAUCGCAACGUCUAGUGGCAUACUUUCCCUUAGAGAGCUUAAGAUUACCGGAACCUACGACGCAAUGGAGCUCGGUGCCGAAAUUGCAAAGGGCACAUAUACUGCUGUUGAAGUUACAACCGCAUAUUGCAAGAGAGCGGCCAUUGCGCAACAGCUCCUGAGCUGCCUGACCGAGAUCCGAUUUCUAGAAGCCAUCGAGGAUGCUAAGGAGUUGGAUGAAGAGUUUGUAAGGACAGGGAAACCGGUCGGCCGCUUGCACGGGGUGCCGAUGACCUGCAAGGAAUGCUUCCAUCUGAAAGGGUUUGAUUCGAGCAAUGCCUAUAUAUCCCGAUGCUUUGAUCCUGCAGCCUACGAUUCAUACUUAAUUCAACUGCUUAAAGCCGAAGGCGCAGUGUUCAUUGCGAAAUCCAACAUCCCCCAGAGCAUGUUGGCCGCAGAGGCACAUAACAAUGUUUUUGGCCAAACCAAAAAUCCUGUGGUCUCUCAUCUCAAUUGUGGUGGAAGCAGUGGCGGAGAGGGUUCAGUAUUAGCAUAUAAUGGCAGUGCAUUGGGCAUAGGCACCGAUGUCGCCGGUUCUAUCAGAUGUCCAUGUGCAGCAAAUGGCGUCUAUGGAAUGAAGCCUUCUUACGGAAUAUUUCCCAUGAUCUUCUAUGCGGCAUCUAACUGGCCAGGAAUGAAUACUGGCAUCCCGGCUGUCUGUGGACCCAUGGGAAAAUCAGUGAGAGAUUUGAGCCUCUUUUACCGAAUUGUCCGUGACGCAAAACCAUGGCUAUACGACCCUGCACUCGUACCGCAGAGGUUCGAAUGCCAAACUAUGGAUAGACGCCCAGUGAUAGGAGUCUUUGCACAAAGUGGCGGGUGCACACCGCMCCCUCCAGUUCGCCGCGCCAUCGAGGAAGCCACUACAAAGUUGAAGGAGGCCGGUUUUGAAAUUAGGGAAUUCGUUCCUCCAAACUUUGCCGAAAUUCGUGACUUGUCGCACGAGUUGCUCUCCCUUGAUGGACUAUCCUACGCCAAAGGAGAGAUGGAGAAAGCCGGCGAMCCGCCGGUUCCCUCCGUACUCACGUCUGGUUUCKGGGACAAGCCGCGAAAAACUUUCGAAGAAGCAUGGGCUUUGAAUGCAAGAAAAAUGCAACUCCAAAAGACGAUGCUUGAUGCGUGGCAGGAGGCGAAGGUCGAUAUUGUCUUGGGCCCAGCGGGUGCACACACCGCAGUCAAACCUAACGAAUGGAUCAAUUACAUGUAUACUGUAGCAUGGAAUGCGUAUCCCGCCAUUAUCGUUCCAUUCACAACCGUUACCCCCGAAAAAGAUCCAAAGGACAUGUCUUUUAACCCCCAAUCUGCACUAGACGCGCAAAAUGAAGCCCUGUCUCCAGCGACAACAUCAUCUGCUGUCAACACCACGGUGUGCAAUGGACAAACAUAUGUCUAUGAAGAGCUGGCCGGCUACGGCUACCUAGCCAGCGAUUUCAGGGAUCGUUAUGGCGACAGCGUCAGUCUUGGAUCUUCCAUUGCUAUUGAUAAGAGUACCUGGUCUCAAAAAGGAAACGUCUACGAAGGCGUUAUGUACGCUUUACCGGAUCGCGGCUGGAACACCAACGGCACCCUCAACUUCCAAGGUCGUAUCUACAAAUUGUGGUUAACGCUUACCCUGGAUGAGAAGGCAACAGUUGAAAAGCCUUCGGGGCCAAAUUUAGAUAUCAAGUAUCUAGAUAGCAUUCUGCUGCGCGAUAUCUAUGGCCAGUAUAUGACCGGCCUGGACGCGGACGCCGAUGGUCCUUAUUUGUCCUAUCCAGAAAUUUUCCCUUUCCCACGAUUUCCGGAGGUCCCAUCGGCAAGGUAUUCUGGCAAUGGUUUUGGUGGUGCUGGUGCUGGUGGCUUUCACUUGUCCCUUGAUUCCGAAGGUCUGGCGCUUGGGGUAGAUGGCACAUUCUGGGUUAGCGACGAAUAUGCACCUUAUAUCUAUCAGUUCUCCGCAGACGGACUUCUCUUGCAGGCUAUCAAGCCUCCUGCCGCAUUUGUGCCAAUGCGCAACAACUCCGUCAGUUUCAGUGCCGACUCCCCGCCAAUUUAUGAUCCAGACCUUGAAAUCAUUCCUUCUGAUAACCCAACAGGAAGAGAUAACAACCAGGGUUUCGAGGGUCUUACCAUCUCGAGCGAUGGUACCAAACUCUUUGCUCUCACCCAGUCUGCACUUAACCAGGACGGUGGCACUAAAAAGAAGCAAAGACGUUACGCUCGCCUCGUAGAGUACGAUCUCACUUGGACCAAGAUUAAUCCUACUUAUGUUGCUGAGUUCGUUGUCCCAUUGCCGCUCUACGACGACAACGCACAGGUUGCUGCCCAAUCUGAGAUCCACUACAUUUCGGACACCCAGUUCCUUAUACUUGCUCGUGACAAGAAUGCUGGCCACGGACAAGAUUCUUCUGAGAGUGUUUACAGAAAUGCCGACGUCUUUGAUAUUUCUGCGGCUACUAACAUCAAGUCCGAUAUCUACGAUGCGUAUAACGGGACAAUUUCACCAAGCGGGGUUUUGAACUCAGAUAUCACGCCAGCUCAAUACUGUACUUGGCUAGACUUCAAUGUCAACAGCCAACUGAACCGUUUUGGUGUGCACAACGGAGGUGAUCAGAACUCGACUCUCUUGAACGAGAAAUGGGAGAGUCUCGCCUUGCUCCCAGUGGAUCUUAACGGCAAGAAUGAGAAGAACGAGUAUUUCAUGUUCUCAUUCAGUGAUAACGAUUUUAUUACACAGAAUGGGUACAUGAACUUCGGGCGCUACCGCUAUGCUGAUGCCAGCGGCUACAACUUGGACAACCAGGCGUUGGUCUUCAAGGUCCAGCUGCCAAGCGGUGCAAAACCUCUUGUCUAG